This is a messenger RNA of Chenopodium quinoa (quinoa), 1249 nucleotides long. RefSeq lists its product as uncharacterized. The transcript is spliced from 2 exons. The coding region runs from base 90 to 530 and encodes 146 amino acids. The record is from RefSeq and is a predicted model, not a curated record. NCBI's taxonomy places the organism in Eukaryota, Viridiplantae, Streptophyta, Magnoliopsida, Caryophyllales, Amaranthaceae.
AUGGCAUUGUAAUUCGCAACUCGCAAGUCACACAGAUUAAAUAUAUACAAGACGGUGAUACUUCUUCAAAGGAGAAUAUAUCUGAAGAGAUGGCCAACAUUCAAGAAUAUGCAGCAGUGAAGGUGAUGUUUAGUAACAAUGUCCAAGCUACGUUGAGUGUUAAGCUGAUCAACGGAGAUGGAGAAGACCCUGCAGGCGUUUACGGAAAUAUAAAUGGUCGAUUUGGCAUUGGCAGUCAAUUUUCGCUUUUUGCUAAGCAGCAAAGUCAGCGUAUUGAAGUAAGGCCUGGUGAAUUCAUUCCCUUGAGUCGGUCCGAUGUCAAUGUGCCUGAAGAAGCCAAGGAAAUGGAGAUUGAAGCUUACAUAAAUAAGACACAAAAUAAAGAAAAAUUGGAAACUAAUAAUCCCACCUUUGCCACUUCUGCUCAAAACAAUCCCACCUUUUCGAAUUCCCAAAAUAAUCCCACCUUUGACCCCCAUCUACUCAAAAUGAGCCUUUUACCGGUUUGUGAAAUUGGUAACUCAUUUUAGAAGGUGACUUGCCACGUGUCACCUUCUGAUUGGUACAAUUUUAAUUUUUGCAAAUUUUUUUUAAAAAAAAAACUCCCCACCACCGUCCAUCGCAUCAGACACCACCUCCCUUUCCCGGUUUCAUGGGUGAGAUCAGGGUUUGUGGGUGGCCGGGGUUCGUGGGCGGCGAUAUUUCGGGGUGGUUUGGGUUUCGUGGGUGGUCGGGGUUCGUGGGUGGUUUGGGUUUCGUGGGUUGGUCGGUGUUCUGGGGUUGGUGGGUUUCGUGGGUUGGUCGGGAUUUCGAGGUUGGUGGGUUUUGUGGGUGAGAUUGGCGGGGGUGGUUUGGAUUUCGUGGGUGGUUGGGAUUCGUGAGUGGUGGUAAUUUGUGGUGGCUGGGGUUCGUGAGUUUGUCGGGAUUUCGAGGUUAGUGGGCUUCGUGGGGAAAUCGACACUUCGUGGGUGGUCGAGAUUUGUGGAGUGGUGGUAGGAGUUUGUGGUGGCUGGGGUUCGUGGUGGCUGGAAUUCGUGGGCGGUGGUAUUUCGAGGUGGUUGGUGUUAAGGGGGGUUUGUGGGUGGAUGGCGGUGGUAUUUCGAGGUGGAUGCCACUGGCUGGGGUGGUUGGUGUUAGGAGAGAGAAAGAAGGUGGUGGGAUUAGGUGGUGAUGUGGUGGUGCUUAUGGAAGGGUGGUGGUGGUUUUGGUGGAUAGCUAAGGUGGGAGAUGAGAGAUUGAAAAAAAAAAA